This is a messenger RNA of Musca domestica (house fly), 1807 nucleotides long. RefSeq names its product Gap junction alpha-1 protein. Lineage: Eukaryota; Metazoa; Arthropoda; Insecta; Diptera; Muscidae. The coding region runs from base 376 to 1719 and encodes 447 amino acids. The transcript is spliced from 2 exons. The record is from RefSeq and is a predicted model, not a curated record.
CACUACUCAGAACGUAAACAAUAACAUCUGUAUAUGACGUACACAUUUUAUUUGUUUCCUACAGAGAAAAUCUAUAAAAUUCAGUUGUUUCGAUCUACCAAAGAGAUUGCAAUUAACGACUUCAUUACCCUAUAAUUUCUCUAUUAUCAGAAGAACAGCCCUUGAUAUCAAACUACUCAACAUCCGUUGUGCAUUAAACGCAUCAACGGAGAUACCCGUAUUACGCCGUUGACAAUUUUCGUAAAAAUGUAGUAGUCGUCCUAAUCGGUUCUGUAAAUGUUCGUGUGAAACGACACCGAUUUCACAAAGAGAAAAAGUUGAGUGCGCUUGAUUUAUUCCAUCUUGCAAAGAAAAUUAUAGACAAUCUACGUUGAUAUGGAUAAGCUAAAAGUAAAGGUGAUUGGAGUUUUGAAGGAACGCGAAUCGAAAGUGAAUUAUACCAACGACACUGGCCUGAAGAUUGCGGCGACAACAAUACCCAGUCAGCGACAGCAAUUACAACAGCAGCAUCAGCAACCUAUAAGAAUGUCGGCAUUAGAUAUCUCGGGCAUACUCAACUGUCGAAGAAGAAUGGAAUGGACAAAGGAAUGGUUGAAAAAGUAUCAACACGAGUUCCUAAACAAGGAGAAUUUACGAAAAGACUUGCUUUUUCGCAGUAACGAAGUGUAUCACAUCAAUCACUUCUUUAGCAUUACAGAAAAACAGUUUCGACACCUAGUCAACAUCCUGGAACCUCUUGUAAUGGUGUUAGAGCCCCAUAGGAGGAAGAAGCCGUUCAGUGCCGAAGAACGGAUUGCCAUAACACUGAAAUAUCUGGCUACGGGCGAAGUAAAUUCGUGCCGUAAUUAUUGUUUCCGUGCAUCCAAACCAGUUAUAAUCAAGAUGAUUGCAGAUAUUUGCGAAAAAAUAUAUGAAUUAUUAAAAGACGAAUACGUUUCCUUGCCAAAAACCGACGAAGAAUGGAUUAACGUCAUUGGAGGCAUGCAAAAAUCUCAGCAGAUAUCAAAUUGCUUGGGCCAUUUAAUAAUGCGGCAAGUGGUUUUCCACGCAGCCAACCACCAACCGGCUAAGCCACGUGCUAUUUUAUGGGAUGAUGGAGAGGAUAAAAGCUGUUCCAGACAACCGCCACUAAUAUUAACGGCAAUAGUGGAUGGCAACUACAAUUUUUUGCAUUUGGAUGUGGAAAAAACCAAAGCAAAGUUUUACGAUGAAAUUUUUGAAAAUUCCAAAAUUCGAACACUCAUUGAAGAGAACACCAUGCUUAUUCCUGCUGUUGUCAAAGAUGUCAAUGGUAGCUGUAGAUCGUAUUCAUUUGCCAGCAGCUAUUCACUGCCAGAAAAGCACUACUUGAAAGCGAUUUCGGAGUUAGAAUUCAGUGCAAUCAACAACACUGAGACAAAUGAUGCAUUGUGCAUGCUGACUAACAUGUUUCCUGUGUUGGGCCAACCACUGCGACUUGGCGAAACAGAGGCGCAAAAAAUCAUUCUUGGUAGUGUAGCACUGUAUAAUUAUUUGCGAAAAACCAAUCAAGAAUAUUGUAAACUUACUGAAAGAAUCGUAGUAGGUUCGUCUAUUAAAGUCAACACGAACGAAGACGAUGUUGAUGACGAGUGUAUACUAAUUGAACAAGACGAAUUUUCUCCGAACGUGUCCGAUUCCACAUGUUUUAAAACUUUAAGAAAACAACGUGGGGAUAUUCCAGCUGGUUUGGAAUGGUAACUACAAUCAUUUUUACAAUUACUACUGUAGUUGCGUGCACCUGUCUGAUUUAAAUAAAUAAGAUAAAAGAAAAACAAAAUUAACUAAA